AUGGAAGGAAUCAACAAGUGCACGCGUUGGUUUUUGUCUAUGAAACCCAAAGACUCCUUCUUGAAGCGUCUUGAUGUUAGCACAAAGCACAAAGCGACAAAUCAGCAUUUUAUGUUUGGAGGACACAAUACUAAAACACUAGGGAUGAUGCUUUAUUCUGGUAACGAAGUGGAGUUCAUGAAGAAUCAGUUUGAAAACAGACUGACAAAACUAGACGAUGACGGGAAAGCGGAAUUCUACUUUGAAAACCCCCGACCAGAAACAAAAUUGGCCAAGCUCAAUGGUCCCAUCGUAGAUCAAUAUCUGAAGACGGAGAGAAAAAGGAACCGAAUAUUUGAGGCUGCCAUGCACUUUUGGCAAGCCCUCCGCGAGUGCGAUAAAGACGGGAACGACGCCAUAGAUAAAGACGAACUAAGGAAAGCGCUGCAAAAUGGCAUAUUCACCGAGCACGAUGCCACAGUGCUGUUCGGUAAGACGUACAGCGUGGACCAGAUCUUCCAAGAUAUGGACACAAAUAAAGACGGAUCGGUAGGUGGCGUUUUAAAUGAGUUUUAUUAA
Lingula anatina is the source of this 558-nucleotide messenger RNA. RefSeq lists its product as uncharacterized. Lineage: Eukaryota; Metazoa; Brachiopoda; Lingulata; Lingulida; Lingulidae. Gene Ontology annotation, molecular function: calcium ion binding. Gene Ontology annotation, biological process: lipid metabolic process. The record is from RefSeq and is a predicted model, not a curated record.